Hyla sarda is the source of this 9134-nucleotide messenger RNA. RefSeq names its product inositol 1,4,5-trisphosphate receptor type 2 (gene ITPR2). Gene Ontology annotation, cellular component: membrane; endoplasmic reticulum. Bases 338 to 8539 code for a protein of 2733 amino acids. The record is from RefSeq and is a predicted model, not a curated record. Gene Ontology annotation, biological process: calcium ion transmembrane transport. The transcript has 58 exons. Lineage: Eukaryota; Metazoa; Chordata; Amphibia; Anura; Hylidae. Gene Ontology annotation, molecular function: inositol 1,4,5 trisphosphate binding; inositol 1,4,5-trisphosphate-gated calcium channel activity.
UGCCAGAGAGCAGAGUCGGACCGAGGAACUUCCCGUACAGGCGCCCGGGAGCCGUGGGCAUUGAUCGGGCACCGGAGCUGCAGCCUCCCCGCUCCCCGGAGCCACAAGGAGCCCUGAAGAAGAGAGGAGACCCCGGAGACUGCACGGAGAGCCCGACCUCUAGUCCCAGGUGUCUGGGCACAGGAGGUGCCAUCCCGGGCACAUAGUGGGCACGGAGCCCGGAGAGCCCGGGGCAUGUGACCCGCCCCCCACAUCUCCUCCUGGGACUGGAACCUCCACUAUAGUGACGGGAAGUGUCGGGUGCAGAGACAUGCCCCGCCUGUAGGGGGCGCUCAGGAUGCCCGAUAAGAUGUCCGGCUUCCUGUACAUCGGGGACAUCGUGUCCCUCUAUGCGGAGGGAUCGGUCAAUGGCUUCAUCAGCACCCUGGGAUUGGUGGAUGACAGAUGUGUGGUUCACCCAGAAGCCGGAGACCUGGCCAACCCGCCCAAAAAAUUCAGAGAUUGUCUAUUUAAGGUCUGUCCUAUGAACAGAUACUCCGCGCAGAAACAGUUCUGGAAAGCCAAACAGGUGAAACAAGGGAACAACACAGAGGCCGCGCUUCUCAAGAAAUUACAGCAUGCAGCCGAAAUGGAGCAGAAACAAAAUGAGUCUGAGAACAGAAAACUCCUGGGAGAAAUUGUCAAAUACAGCAAUGUUAUACAGUUACUCCACAUCAAAAGUAACAAAUACCUCACCGUCAAUAAGAGACUGCCGGCCCUGCUGGAAAAGAACGCCAUGCGUGUCUCCCUGGACGCAGCUGGGAACGAGGGCUCCUGGUUCUACAUUCAGCCCUUCUGGAAGCUCCGGAGCGAAGGAGACAACGUUGUGGUAGGAGAUAAGGUGGUCCUGAUGCCAGUAAACGCUGGGCAGCCACUUCACGCCAGUAAUAUAGAACUUCUGGACAAUCCUGGCUGCAAAGAGGUGAACGCUGUGAACUGUAACACCAGCUGGAAAGUUGCCUUAUUUAUGAAAUACAGUGAUUACAGGGACGACGUUCUGAAGGGGGGGGAUGUGGUCAGAUUAUUCCAUGCGGAACAGGAGAAGUUUCUGACGUGUGACGAAUAUGAGAAGAAGCAGCACAUCUUCCUGAGGACCACGCUGCGCCAGUCAGCCACGUCUGCAACGAGCUCCAAAGCCUUAUGGGAAAUAGAGGUCGUUCACCAUGACCCUUGCCGUGGAGGCGCCGGACAGUGGAACAGUUUAUUUCGGUUUAAGCACUUGGCCACCGGGAAUUACCUGGCAGCAGAGAUCAACCCAGAUUAUCGUGAUGUCAGCGACGGCAAAGUUACGAAAGAGGGUGAGAUGCCGGUGUCCAUGAGGAAGUGGCCGGCGGGCGAGAAGAUCAUGUUCACCCUGGUGUCGGUGCCCCAUGGGAAUGAUAUCGCCUCUCUCUUUGAGUUGGACGCCACCACCCUACAGAGAGCCGACUGCCUGGUGCCAAGGAACUCGUACGUGCGCCUGCGCCAUCUGUGUACGAACACGUGGGUGACCAGCACCAGUAUCCCCAUAGACACGGAGGAGGAGAGGCCGGUGAUGCUGAAGAUUGGGACCUGUCAGACCAAGGAGGACAAAGAAGCUUUCGCCAUUAUUUCCGUCCCUCUCUCUGAGGUGCGCGAUUUGGAUUUCGCCAAUGAUGCCAAUAAAGUUUUGGCAUCGACGGUUAAAAAGUUGGAAUACGGAACCAUCACACAGAACGAGCGCAGGUUUGUUACAAAACUUCUGGAGGAUCUGAUCUUCUUUGUGGCCGGAGUUCCUAAUAAUGGGCAGGAAGUGCUGGAUGUUGUGGUCACCAAACCCAACCGGGAGAGGCAGAAGCUGAUGAGGGAGCAAAAUAUUUUAGCACAGAUUUUUGGCAUCUUGAAGGCGCCAUUUAAAGACAAGGCUGGUGAAGGCUCCAUGCUUCGCCUUGAAGACCUAGGAGACCAGAGAUAUGCCCCAUACAAGUAUAUCCUGAGGCUGUGCUACCGGGUCCUGAGACACUCACAGCAGGACUAUCGCAAGAACCAGGAAUACAUCGCAAAGCAUUUUUUCGUCAUGCAGUCCCAGAUUGGAUACGAUAUCCUGGCAGAGGACACUAUCACAGCUCUGCUACACAACAACCGCAAACUGCUGGAGAAACACAUCACAGCCAAAGAGAUCGAAACGUUUGUCAAUCUAUUAAGACGGAACAGAGAACCCAGAUUCCUGGAUUAUCUAUCAGAUUUAUGUGUAUCUAACACAACCGCAAUCCCCGUGACUCAAGAGCUUAUCUGCAAGUUCAUGCUGAGCCCAGGAAAUGCCGAUAUUCUUAUCCAAACCAAGCUGGUCUCCAUGCAGAUAGACAACCCCUUGGAGUGCUCUGUGCUCUCAGACGACAUCGAUGAGGAGGAGGUUUGGUUAUAUUGGAUUGACAGUAAUAAGGAACCUCAUGGGAAAUCUAUACGACACCUCGCUCAGGAGGCGAAGGAAGGAACCAAAAUGGACUUAGAAGUCUUAAACUUCUACAGGUAUCAGUUGAAUCUGUUUGCCCGGAUGUGCCUGGACCGCCAGUAUCUCGCCAUCAACCAGAUCUCCACGCAGUUGUCGGUGGACCUAAUCUUGCGCUGCAUGUCCGACGAGAGCCUCCCGUACGACUUGCGCGCCUCCUUUUGCCGCCUGAUGCUGCACAUACAUGUGGACAGAGACCCCCAGGAGUCGGUGGUCCCGGUCAGAUAUGCCAGACUGUGGACAGAGAUCCCUACACGGAUCAGCAUCCACGACUACGACUCCUUCACCGACUCCUCCAGAGACGAGAUGAAGAGGAAGUUCGCCCUUACCAUGGAGUUUGUGGAAGAAUACCUGAAAGAAGUGGUGACGCAGCCGUUCCCUUUCGGUGACAAAGAGAAAAACAAACUAACGUUUGAGGUGGUUCACUUGGCACGAAAUCUCAUCUACUUUGGAUUCUACAGCUUUAGUGAACUCCUCCGCUUGACGCGGACCCUGCUGGCCAUUCUGGACAUCGUACAGAGCCCCAUGUCUUCGUACCUGGAGAGACUCAGCAAAUUCCAAGAUGGAGGUAACAAUGUUAUGAGGACCAUUCAUGGAGUGGGCGAGAUGAUGACGCAGAUGGUUCUCAGCAGGGGGUCUGUUUUACCCAUGGCGGUGCCUGAUGUUCAGACAGGGCUCCACUCCAGCAAGCAGACGACUGACAGUGAAGAUAUUACUGUUAUGGACACCAAACUCAAAAUCAUUGAGAUUUUGCAGUUCAUCCUCAGUGUCCGGCUCGAUUACAGGAUUUCCUAUAUGCUUUCGAUUUACAAGAAGGAAUUUGGGGAUACUGGCAGCGUUGACAACUCCACAGCGUCCACAGUCGCUCCGCCAGAGACCCCAACACUGUCAGCAGCGGUUGUACCCGAUAUUGAUGAAAUAGCGGCGCUGGCAGAGACCAUGUUUGCUGGAAGUAGAGAGAAGAAUCCUGUAGAACUGGACGAUGAAGGUGGCCGAACGUUCCUGCGGGUCCUUAUCCAUCUCAUCAUGCACGAUUACCCGCCGCUGCUCUCCGGCGCCCUCCAACUUCUCUUCAAGCAUUUCAGCCAGAGAGCCGAGGUCCUCCAGGCCUUCAAACAGGUUCAGUUAUUGGUGUCAAAUCAGGAUGUCGACAACUACAAGCAGAUCAAGGCUGAUCUGGACCAAUUACGGCUGACGGUGGAGAAAUCUGAACUUUGGGUUGAAAAGAGCAAUAGCUACGAGAGUGAGGAGCUGGGAGACGGGCAGGCCAAGGACGGCAAAGAGCAGAUUAAUGAGGACACAAGUAUCCUCGCCCCAGUGGAAGAAGGGAUCAAGAAGCCCCAAAUCGACAGCAACAAGGCCAACAAUUACAAGAUUGUGAAAGAGAUUCUGAUCCGGCUGAGUAAGCUCUGUUCUCAGAGUAAGAAGGGACGGAACCAGCAGCAGCGGCUAUUGAAGAACAUGGGGGCCCAUUCGGUGGUCCUGGAUCUAUUGCAGAUUCCCUAUGAGAAGACGGAUGAUAAAAUGAAUGAGAUCAUGACCCUCGCUCACAACUUCCUGCAAAACUUCUGCCGAGGAAAUUCCCAAAAUCAAACGCUUCUUCACAAAAACCUCAACCUCUUCUUGACCCCGGGGCUUCUGGAAGCAGAGACGAUGCGGCACAUCUUCAUGAACAACUACCAUCUGUGCAACGAGGUCAGCGACCGCGUGGUCCAGCACUUCGUGCACUGCGUGGAGACUCACGGGCGCCACGUGGAAUACCUGCGAUUCCUACAAACCGUUGUGAAAGCCGACGGGAAGUAUGUGAAGAAAAGCCAGGACGUGGUGAUGACGGAGCUGAUUAAUGGCGGAGAGGACGUCCUCAUCUUCUACAACGACCGAGCUUCCUUCCCGAUCCUCCUGCAGAUGAUGUGCUCGGAGCGGGAUCGGGUGGAUGAGAGCGGGCCCCUGGCCUAUCACAUCACCCUGGUAGAGCUGCUGGCGGCCUGCACCGAGGGCAAGAACGUCUACACCGAGAUCAAGUGCAACUCCCUCCUGCCCCUGGACGACAUUGUCAGGGUGGUGACACAUGACGACUGCAUACCCGAGGUGAAGAUCGCCUAUGUGAACUUUGUGAACCAUUGUUACGUGGACACGGAGGUGGAGAUGAAGGAGAUCUACACCAGUAACCACAUCUGGAAGCUGUUUGAGAAUUUCCUGGUUGACAUGGCGCGGGUUUGCAACACGACCACCGACCGCAAACACGCAGACACGGCGCUGGAGAAGUACGUGACGGAGGCCGUGAUGAACAUCGUCAGCGGAUUCUUUAACUCUCCGUUCUCCGAUAACAGCACCAGCCUGCAGACCCAUCAGCCGGUCUUCAUCCAGCUCCUCCAGUCCGCCUUCCGAAUUUACAACUGCACGUGGCCGAACCCGGCGCAGAAAUCCUCGGUGGAGUCGUGUAUAAAGACCCUGGCAGAAGUGGCAAAGAAUCGUGGGAUAGCGAUCCCAGUGGAUUUGGACAGUCAGGUUAAUACACUUUUCCUUAAAAGCCAUUCAAAUAUGGUGCAAAGGGCGGCCAUGGGCUGGAGGAUGACAGCCCGCACCGGGCCCCGAUUCAAAGACGUCUUGGGGGGCCCGGCUUGGGACUACAGGAACAUCAUUGAGAAGCUGCAGGACGUCGUGGCCUCUCUGGAGCAGCAGUUCAGUUCGAUGGUGUUGGCCGAGUUCUCGGUUCUUGUUGACGUUCUGCACAGUCCUGAGCUCCUGUUUCCUGAUGGUAGUGACGCGCGGAUCCGCUGUGGAGCCUUCAUGUCCAAGUUGAUUAAUCACACAAAGAAACUAAUGGAGAAAGAAGAGAAGCUUUGUAUCAAAAUACUUCAGACGUUGCGAGAGAUGUUAGACAAGAAAGAAGGCUUCAGCGAGCAGCAGCCGACGCUUUACAGCACCGCCUGUGAUGAAGCACUUUGGGCACCAUCGGAAAAAGCCAUAGAUUGCCAUCUUUCUUCCGAACGUCAUGUGAUCGACGGAAAAAAUGGGAUAACAUUACGGAAAAUUCUGCUGAAUCGCUACUUUAAGGGUGAACCUGGAACCCCCAUGAAUGGGCCUGUAGGAUUCAGUAAAUCUGCACAGUCUGGAGGUUACAGCGCCCCCGAGAGUGACCGCAGGACAGGUGCGUCCAUGACUGAAAUCCAGUGUCUUCUUGAUAAGGAAGGAGCCUCGGAACUGAUCAUCGAUGUCAUUGUUAACACUAAAAAUGACCGGAUAUUUUCCGAAGGCAUCCUACUUGGAAUCGCGUUAUUGGAGGGGGGGAACACACAGAUCCAGAGCUCCUUCUACCAUCAACUCAACGAACAGAAAAAGUCAGAGAAAUUUUUCAAGGUUCUCUAUGACAGGAUGAAAGCCGCACAGCUGGAGAUCCGUGCCACUGUCACAGUAACCACCAUCGACUUGGGCACCAAAAAAAAGGACGAUGACUACGAAACGGUGUCACUACCAAAACGCAGAGCACGUGAUUCCCAGAUGCAUCUGAAAGAAGGGAUGAAGGGGCAGCUGGCGGAGGCGUCCACAGCCACGUCCAAGGCCUACUGUGUCUAUAGGAAGGAAAUAGACCCCGACCUGGAUCUGAUAGGGUCUGGGGCCGAUAAUGGAGGAGGGGAAGAGAAGACAGCAGAGGAGGCAGUGACCGUCAGUCCUGUCAUCGCCAUCAUGCAGCCCAUCCUCAGGUUCCUCCAGCUCCUGUGUGAGAACCAUAACCUGGGAUUACAGAACUUUCUGAGGAACCAGAACAACAAAACCAACUAUAACCUGGUGUGCGAGACCCUGCAGUUCCUGGACUGUAUUUGUGGGAGCACAACAGGCGGCCUUGGUCUCCUGGGACUAUAUAUCAAUGAGAGGAACGUGGCUUUAGUGAAUCAGACCCUAGAGAGCUUGACUGAAUACUGCCAGGGUCCCUGCCAUGAGAAUCAGACGUGCAUCGCAACUCACGAGUCCAAUGGGAUCGACAUAAUCAUCGCUUUAAUUCUGAAUGACAUCAACCCGCUUGGCAGGUACCGAAUGGACCUGGUGCUUCAGUUAAAGAACAACGCCUCCAAACUGCUUCUAGCAAUUAUGGAAAGUCGCCAUGACAGUGAGAAUGCGGAGAGGAUCCUGUACAACAUGAGGCCUGGAGAAUUGGUGGAUGUGAUAAAGGCGGCCUAUAACCAGGGCCUGGAGAGCGACCAUGAUGAACACGGGCCCGAGGAUCAGGUGUCCCCGAGAGCCGUGGGUCAUAACAUCUACAUUCUGGCCCAUCAGCUGGCCCGCCACUACAAGACCCUGCAGCAGAUGCUGAAGCCGGGGAACGAUCCGGACGAGGGCGAUGAGGCUCUGAAGUACUACAACAACCACACCGCCCAGAUUGAGAUCGUCCGCCAUGAUCGUACUAUGGAGCAGAUCGUCUUCCCCGUACCCAACAUCUGUGAAUACCUGACCCGGGAGUCCAUGUGGCGCGUGUUCAACACCACCGAGCGGGACGAGCAGGGCAGCAAAGUCAACGACUUCUUCCAGCAGACGGAGGAUCUGUACAACGAGAUGAAGUGGCAGAAGAAGAUCCGCAAUAACCCCACCCUCUUUUGGUUCUCCCGCCACAUCUCGCUGUGGGGCAGCAUCUCCUUCAACCUGGCUGUAUUCAUCAACCUGGCGGUGGCGCUGUUUUACCCCUUUGGAGACGACGGAGAUGAAGGCACUCUUCUCCCUGGGAUCUCCCUCCUGCUGUGGAUCGCUGUGGCCAUCUGCACCGCAAUGUUGUUUGUCUUUCCCAAACCGUUUGGGAUUCGUCCGUUCCUGGUGUCCGUCAUGCUCCGCUCCAUCUACACCCUGGGCCUGGGGCCUACGCUCAUAUUACUGGGAGCCGCUAACCUUUGUAAUAAGGUGGUGUUCCUGGUGAGUUUUGUGGGGAAUCGCGGCACGUUCACGCGAGGUUACCAGGCGGUGAUCAUGGACAUGGCGUUCCUGUACCACGUGGUCUACGUCAUCGUCUGCAUGCUGGGACUCUUUGUGCACGAGUUCUUCUAUAGCUUCCUGCUGUUUGAUCUUGUGUAUCGGGAAGAAACAUUACUGAACGUCAUAAAGAGCGUGACGCGGAACGGCCGCUCCAUCAUCCUGACUGCGGUGCUGGCGCUUAUCCUCGUCUACCUCUUCUCCAUCAUCGGGUUCCUCUUCCUAAAAGACGACUUCCUUAUGGAGGUGGAGCUACUGGAUAACAAGCCCGCCGACCAGGGCAAUGGCGACACCCAUGCGUCCUCUCUUACCGGCAUGAUGGGUUCAUGUCAGAAUGAGGAGUGCUCCACUUCAAUACCGAUCACAAAUGGAAACACGGAAAGCAACAGGAUUGAACGGACCUGCGACACGUUGCGAAUGUGUAUUGUAACAGUCCUGAAUCAAGGUCUGAGGAACGGCGGAGGUGUGGGAGAUGUUCUUCGGAAGCCUUCGAAGGAUGACCCUCUUUUUGCUGCAAGGGUCGUGUAUGAUCUUCUGUUCUACUUCAUCGUCAUCAUUAUUGUCCUCAAUCUCAUCUUUGGUGUCAUCAUCGAUACAUUUGCCGAUCUGAGGAGCGAGAAGCAAAAGAAGGAGGAGAUCCUGAAGACCACCUGCUUCAUCUGUGGUCUGGAGAGAGACAAGUUUGACAACAAGACGGUUUCCUUCGAGGAGCACAUCAUGUCAGAGCACUGCAUGUGGCAUUAUUUGUACUUCAUUGUCCUGGUCAAAGUGAAGGACCCCACAGAAUACACGGGCCCAGAAAGCUUUGUGGCCAAAAUGAUAACAGAAAAAAACCUGGACUGGUUCCCUCGGAUGCGCGCCAUGUCUCUCGUCAGCAGCGAGGGCGAAAAUGAGCAAAACGAAAUCAGGAACCUGCAGGAAAAACUGGAGUGCACCAUGAGCCUGGUGAAGCAGCUGUCCGGGCAGCUCGCGGAGCUCAAAGAGCAGAUGACAGAACAAAGGAAAAACAAACAGCGCUUGGGAUUUCUAGGCACGAACUCCCCACACGUCAACCAUCAUCUCUCCCCGCACUGAUGAAGGUCUCGUCAUCUCCGUUAACCCUAUGUUAUCGCUUUUUGGGACGUAUAUGAGAAGGAGGAGGAGGAAGAUACGUGAUGGACUGAUCAGAGCCGCACAGGGAUCUGCAGAGCGCAGGCGGAGCUCACAGCAGACUCACGCCCCGGCGGAUGUAUAAGGGAUGUCUCCGCCUGCGCGGCUCCUUUUAAAGGGAUUGAAACGCGUUCAAAAUCACAUGUCUGAUGGCGGCGCUAAAAAAAAAUACAAAAAAAAAACUGGAUACUGAGCUACAGCCGGCGCCGGCCGGGGUUUAGCUACGCUGUGCCUUUAAGACAUGAACAAGGGACGUUCUCACCGACUUAUCGGUGCCGUUUGUACAGUUUUUGCGCUUUUUUUUUUGAGGCGACAGAAAAAUAUCACAAUAAUAAAGGGAGUCGCUGUCUUAAUCGAUGUGUCGCGAAACAUUCUGCAGCCUUUGCGACCGAUUCUGCGCCAUUUUUAACAUUUCCGCUUGCUGUCAGUGAAUGGAGACUUUUUUGUCGGGGUCCUAUUACAGGUAUUUGUGCAUGCCCUCUAUUCAACGUCAAUGGUCUCCAAACAGUGUGUCUCCAGC